Molecule: messenger RNA, 1659 nt
Organism: Cynara cardunculus var. scolymus (artichoke)
Lineage: Eukaryota; Viridiplantae; Streptophyta; Magnoliopsida; Asterales; Asteraceae
Product: probable transcription factor PosF21
Exons: 4
Coding region: 420-1595 (391 amino acids)
Biological process (GO): regulation of DNA-templated transcription
Cellular component (GO): nucleus
Molecular function (GO): DNA-binding transcription factor activity
Source: RefSeq, a predicted model, not a curated record
UCAAUCUUUCUCAUUUUCUUCAUCUUCAUCCCUUUUCUCUUGCCAUUCGUCCUUCGAAUUUUAUGGGGUUCGUUCCUUCAAACCUUGUUUUUGCCAUAUAACUAUAGUUUAUUCGUGGGAUUUUUUCAAACCCAUGUUUGGUUCUUUGAUUAAUACUAAUGUGGAAUCUUCUUGGGAUUUGAUUCUGAAAUUUUAAUCGUUUCAGGAUUCGAUUCAAUGGUAAAAUUUUGUUGCAUUGUGAAUUUUGUGAUAUUUGAAUUCAUUAGGCUCUCAAUGUGAAUACGAACGCUAAUUCGGUGGUUAUGCUGUUUUUGGUUUACAACAAUCAAUUGGUUUUCUUUUGUUUUGCUACACGAGGAAAAUCUGGAUUUCGGAUUUGGGGAUUCCAACUUUGUUCGCCUUUGAAGAUUGUUCUAUAAAUGGAGAAAGAUGAAUCUCAGAAUCUUAAUGGGAGUUUAUUGCCACCUUCUGGAUGGAAUUCAGGGUUUCCAUUAGAUGGCAACAAAGAUAAUGAGAAAUCUGAGCCAAAUGGGUCAACCAUGGUACCCACAAAUUGUGAUGAAUCUGAUCAGUUAACUCAUGAUCUAAGCAGAAUGCUUGAUCACCCACCUAAGUAUUUGGGCCACCGACGAGCCCUUUCUGAAAUUGUCACUCUGCCUGAUGAUAUUAGCUUUGAUAGAGAUCUUGGUGUUGUAGGUGGCUUCAAUGGUCCUUCAUAUUCUGAUGAAACUGAAGAAGAUUUGCUUUCUAUGUAUCUUGAUCAUAUGGAUAAGUUGAAUAAUUCAUCUGCAACAUCUGGUUCUCAGGUGGGUGAGUCAUCUUUUUCUGCAGUCCAGAAUUCACAAACAGCCGCCACACCGCCUGCAUCGCCGCCACCUGAGAACCAUGUCACUAGCAUCAGAGUUAAACAUCAGCAUAGUAUGUCCAUGGAUGGUUCUGCUAUUAAGCCAGAGAUGCUCAAUUCAGGUUCAGAAGAGAUAUCUUCAACUGAUGCUAAGAAAUCAAUAUCUGAUGCCAAGCUUGCUGAGCUUGCUCUUGUUGAUCCAAAACAUGCAAAAAGGAUAUGGGCAAAUAGGCAGUCUGCUGCAAGGUCGAAAGAAAGAAAGAUGAGAUACAUAGCCGAGCUUGAAAGGAAAGUCCAGAUACUGCAAACAGAAGCGUCGUCAUGUUCUGCCCAGCUGGCCCUUUUGCAGAGAGAUACAAAUGGUUUGGCAGCUGAAAACAAUGAACUCAAACUGCGUUUGCAAACCAUGAAGCAGCAGAUUCACAUGCAAGAUGCUUUCAAUGAUGCAUUGAAGGAGGAGAUACAUCGUCUGAAAAUACUUACAGGUCAGAACCUCAUGAACGGUGGAUCAAUGAUGAACUUCCGUCAAUCAUUUGGAGCAAACUACCAGUUUCACCCCAGCAACCAUGCCAUGAACACACAGCAGUUUCAGCAACUCCAGAAUCAGCAUCCAUUUGAGCAGCAACAACUCCCGCUGCUUCACCAAAUCCAGCAGCAUCCAUUUCAGGAGCAACAACUCCUCCAAAUUCAGCAGAAACAUCAACACCCAUAUCCACAGCAGCCAGGACAUAGAAGCUCCUUGUCAACAUAAAGCCGAAAACUAGAUAUUUCUUCCGAGUUCAACCCCAUGAUUGAGUAGAAAGUUUUGACGGUUA